Messenger RNA from Cynoglossus semilaevis (tongue sole), 1813 nucleotides. RefSeq names its product Fc receptor-like protein 5. The record is from RefSeq and is a predicted model, not a curated record. The coding region runs from base 75 to 1562 and encodes 495 amino acids. Lineage: Eukaryota; Metazoa; Chordata; Actinopteri; Pleuronectiformes; Cynoglossidae. The transcript has 10 exons.
CACACACACACACACACAGAAGGAAAUAGACCCAGCAACAGAAACCAUGUCAAAGAUAAAUCCAUAAAAGUGUUAUGAGGAACCUACAGUUUCUUGAUUUGUUGCCAAUUCUGGCUCUGACAAGUGUAACAAAUAGGAUAAGUGGGUCACUCACGUCUGGUCCAGUCCUGACCGGCCCUCACGCAGCCUACCCGGGAUCCAAGGUGGUGUUCCACUGUAGAUCACCUAAGUCCCCUCCACCAGUCACAUAUGAGCUGAGGGCCGACGGACAUAUUUUGUUUGCCAGUGGGACAGAUCUCCAGGGAGGGCAAUCCGCAUCAUUCACCCUCAAGGUUGCUGAAACAUCUGCGGGAAAAUACCACUGCCAGGCAACAUCUGGAGGAAGAACAGAAGUCAGCAACGUCAUCACGCUGAGUGUAGUCACUCCACCGUCACAUACCACAGUUUCCUCAGAACCCUCCCCCGCAGUGGCCUACGAGGGGUCGCGCGUCGUCCUCCAAUGUGACGCCACGGGUUCCAACCUGUCCUACACCUGGUAUUUCAACCAAGAAGAAGUCACACCUUCCACCGGCCCGCUUUUCCACACCACAGGGAACCAGCUGGUGUUGGACGAGCUGACUCCAGAGCAUUCAGGUCUGUACUCCUGCUACGCUUGGUCCGUACUGGAGGACAUCAGGAGGGUUUCAGUUAGCAGAGAGCUCCGGGUGACUGUCAAAGUUUACGUUUCCAAACCCAAGAUCUCUCUCUCCAUCUCCAAAAUGAAAGACAGCUACCAAGGCAACGUGACCUGCAGCUGUACCAGAGGGAGUGAUCCGGUCAAUUUCUCCCUUUUAGUAGAUGAUAUAGAAAAAGAACCGGUGAUUACCACUCAGGCCCUGGUUGCAUGGUUUAACAUCACCGUGGUUCCGGGGCUGGAUAGGGGCGUGGCCAUCUGCAGGGUCCGAACUGAGCUGCAGGAGCUGAUGAGUGAACCAAUGUCUCUGGAAAUCGUCCCUGUGGGAGGUGAUGUAAAGGUGGAGGUGGAGUAUCUCUACAGUGCUGACUCCACACUGGUCAUGGUCACAGUCAGAUGUCUGAUCGGCCGAGGAACUUUUCCUCACACAUCCUGGACUUUCAACGACUCCGUCCUCAGCUCGGAGACACACAUCGGCGCCCACCUUCCGUCUGUCCCAAAUUAUUAUGCUUUUGCCAACCUUGGACAAACGCUUGUCCUGACCAAACUGGAAUCAGACACCUCUGGGUUUUACCGCUGCAGGGUCCGGAACAGCUACGAUGACACAGGGGCCUGGUUGGAGAGUGAAGCUGUGCUGAUCGCAGUCACAGAAGUUUUCACGUGUACAAUCGAGAAGAUUGCUCUCGGGUUCUUCUGCUUCCUUCUCCUGAUGAUGGCGUUGGGCACAGCCUUGGUUUACAGGAUGUUUCAUCAAGGCCGGGCUCAGGCCCAAGUGGAUACGACACAUUCUGAUGCAUUUCCUCUGUCGAGACCUCCAGUCCUCAGUCCAGUGCCGACUUCGAACAAACAGGAUGAGACUCAGUCUACCUUCUGUGAGUGUUCUGUGUAAAAUGAAGAAUGAAGCACGACAUCUGAAAUCUGAAACGACCAUACCCAGCACUUCAACCUUCAACGACUGCAGUGUUGUGAUCUGAAUUAUAUUUAUCUACUUGACUUAUGAAGUUAUUUGUUACGACACUUAUACACAAUAUAUACAUACAGAUAACGUAUUCUUAGAACUACUGUAUAGCAUUGCUGUUUUUUCAGCAGUUUUAUUUUGAUUUUUUUUUAUCAUCAAUAAAGAGUCACAGACUGACAACA